AUGCAGGCACCGCUUUAUCCUUCGCUUAACAGCUUACAAGGCCAGUUGGGUGGAUCAUUAGCCAGUUCUGGACGAUAUUCUCCUAAUUCGUAUAAAAAUCGUAUGCAACCGUUUAACAACUCUUUAUUUGGAUCAUUUGAUGAUUCAUUAUUCCAAGCUCGAGCAGCCCAGGCUGCGGCGUUGGCUGAUAUCGACGUGAAAAACGUAAAUUUGACAAAUCAAUUGAUGAGACCGCAAGAUAUGUUCAGCAAUUACCUAAUGACAUCGGGACAAGACACGACGAACAUCUAUCAGGGACUUCCGACAUCAUCGGAACCAUUUGAAGCUUCUACUCUAAUUCCCACCAGUAAUGCUACUGAACAAGCUAAUCAUGAGGGAAUGACUCCAUUACAGCAGGUGAUGGCCAUGCAAAGUUAUGCUGCUCCAUCGCAUUUCACGCAAUAUCCGAUGGCUCCAUCAUUCGCUGUAUCAGCUCCAUCUCAAGUCCGAUAUCCAUUAUCAGCUCCAACAACGGGUUCUCAUUUAGAAAUUGAUACUGAUCCUCGGGAACUUGAACGGUUCGCUGAGCAUUUCAAGCAACGACGAAUCAAAUUAGGUGUUACUCAGGCAGACGUAGGAAAGGCAUUAGCACAUCUGAAGAUGCCUGGAGUUGGAUCUUUAUCUCAAUCAACGAUAUGUCGUUUUGAAUCAUUAACACUAUCUCAUAACAACAUGGUCGCCUUAAAGCCAAUCCUACACUCAUGGCUAGAAAAGGCUGAAGAAGCAAUGAAACAGAAAGAUACAUGUGGUGAUGUUUCUGGUAUUUUGCCGAAUACAGACAAGAAGCGAAAGCGUACAAGCAUAGCCGCACCUGAAAAACGUCUACUCGAAGACUAUUUCAGACAGCAACCGCGACCAUCAGGUGAACGAAUAGCUCAAAUAGCGGAAAAAUUGGAUUUAAAAAAGAAUGUAGUCCGUGUAUGGUUUUGUAAUCAAAGACAAAAACAGAAAAGAGACUUCCGUUCACAGUUCCGCUCUCGUAAUGGAGCAAGUGCUCCUACAGCUCCGCGUUUGAUGCAAACAGCCGCCGUCGCAGUUGCCGCAGCAAAAUGCGCUCCUUUUCCCGGAUUACCUGGGUACUUUGAGUAA
Messenger RNA from Auanema sp. JU1783, 1128 nucleotides. NCBI's taxonomy places the organism in Eukaryota, Metazoa, Nematoda, Chromadorea, Rhabditida, Rhabditidae. The record is from the annotation of a GenBank genome assembly.